AUGGCAUCUAAUAACAUGUACAGAGUUGGAGAUUUCGUUUACUUCGAGGCUACGGCUUCUGCACCGUACCAGAUUAGGCGUAUUGAGGAGCUGAAUAAGGAUGGAUUAUCAUCUAGCGGCGAGCAUUUUUCAAACGAAAAGCUUCAUCAGGUUAGUUAUAUUUGUCUUCAUUUACAGAUUGAACACCGCGAACUCUUCAUCUCCCGUCAUCUGGAAACGCUACCUGCAACUCAUAUUCGAGGGAAAUGCACCGUUACUCUCCAUAAUGAAACGGAGUCAUGCAAUAGCUAUCUAAACAAAGAAGAUGCUUUCUUUUUUCAAUUGGUAUAUGAUCCGAUGCAAAAAACGCUACAGGCUGAUAAAGGCUCUAUUCGUAUCGGACAAGAUUUAACAGAUGAUCCGCCUGACCCUCGUGAGCAUUUGAUGUGGAGACCUAACACCAAUAUAACAACAAGCGAAAUAGAAUCUUUUCUUGUAUGCGCUCGCUCAUUGGCUACAUUAGGAAGAGCUUAUAAUCCACCUGCAGCUCUCAGACAGCCUGGUCUAGUCAUGUCGGCAGCUGCGGCAUCUCGUGAUGCUACUCAUCAGCAAGCUUUGAACACUCUGCAUCGUGCUGACUAUGAUAUUCUCAGGGCACUCCACCUUCUGGCCCCUGAUGGACAGCCAUUUCUCAAGCUUGAUGAAAUGGAAGAAUGGUCUGCAAGUGAAGGUAAUCUGUUUGAAGAAGCUUUGGAUAAAUACGGCAAAUGCUUCGGUGAUAUUCAUAGCGAUUUCCUUCCAUGGAAAAUGCCCAAAGUACGUAAUUCUUAA
Molecule: messenger RNA, 810 nt
Organism: Protopolystoma xenopodis
Lineage: Eukaryota; Metazoa; Platyhelminthes; Monogenea; Polystomatidea; Polystomatidae
Source: the annotation of a GenBank genome assembly